CCCGAAGUGACUCAGUGCUGAACAUCUGGGACUGAUCAGGGGAUCACAAACUGAGAAGAAGUCAUCUGGCUCCUAGAAACAAACACAUUCAGUCCCUCUGCCCCAAGGAAUGCCUCUUCCUUAAUGAUGAAACCCAACAGCCAUUUUAAAUCCUUUUAAUCUUUUCAGCCACACUAUGUUUAACUUUUUUUAGCAAUUUUUAGCAUCAUUUUUUUGGCUUCAGAGGAUGGCAAAUUGCCUUUGACCUCGGGCUGGCGGCGUUUGGGGUUUCCCACUGAGCUGAUUCCCCAAAAUUUCCUGGCACCAUGGCAGCCCUGCAGGUCCAUCUGCUGCUGGUUGCAUCCCUCCUGAGCAGCCUGGGAGCAGGGCAGUGCCUGGUGCAGGAUGCAGCCCUGCUGAGCUACAUGGACCAGCGUUUUCUGGCUCUGGAGAGGAGGCUGGAGAAAUGCAACCAAGACGUGCUGGAGUACGUGGAGGAAUUCCGGGAAUUUUCCAAGGCGGUGCUGUCCCGCCUGGCAGGACUGAGCUCUGGCAGGGCUGAGCUUCAGAGGCAGGUGGAGGGUCUGCUGACAAGAGUUGAGCAUGCACAGAGGGACAUCGAAUAUUUUGGAUCCACCACGGAUUCCAACGCCUGCGUGGAGGUGCACGAGGACCUGCUGGAGCAGCAGCUGCUGGAAAAGGAGGAAGAAAAAAAGAGACUCAAACUCAUGUUUAAUGCAAGUUGUGACCAUGUGCUUGCAGGUGUUAGGUCCCUGAAGGUGGUGAAGAAGACUGGAGCAAAGCACGGCUCUUGGAUGAAAGACCCUGGCAAAAAGCACCCCAAGGUUUAUCUAUUGAGUGGCUCUGUAAACAAUGUGGUUUUGGAAUUUGCAAACAUCAUGGCUUUCAUGGAGGACAACCAGAGCCUGAAGGCUCACAGAAUCCCCUUGCCACUGCCCUGGGAAGGAACUGGCCAGGUCAUCUACCAGGGUUUCCUCUUCUACCACAGGCACGGCUCCUUGAACGAAAUCAUCAAAUUCAACAUACAGAAGAGAAAGGUAGCUGGCCAGAUGCUGCUGCCAGGGGCUGGGAGGAUUCCUGCCUACCAGCUCUCUGCACACACCAAGAUAGACCUGGCUGUGGACGAGCAGGGGCUGUGGGCUCUGCACGCAGAGCCGGAGACCGGGGGGAACAUCGUCAUCACCAAAAUCCACGCGGCGUCCCUGGCUGUGCAGCACAGCUGGGACACCCCCUGCAGCAGCAGGGGUGCUGAGGCUGCUUUCAUGGCCUGCAACACCCUCCAUGUGCUCUACAACUCCCCUUCUGGGGGCUCCUCCCGUGCCCUGUGUGUUUAUGAUGUGCUGGGCGCUCGCACAAACCCGGGGCUGCAGCUCCCCAAACGCCAGGGCAGCCACUCCACUGUGCACUACAACCCCAAAGAGAAGCAGCUCUUUGCCUGGGGUGAUGGCUCCCAGAUCAUUUACAAGCUUCACAUAGAGCAAAAAGUUUAAAAGCUCCAGCAGCUUUUUCAAAAGCCACCAGUCCUGGGUCAACACAGCCAUAAAUAUGCUCUAAAAUCACAUUAUUCCCCUCUGUUAAGACUUUCAUCCAUUUUGCAUAACACUUGUGUACCCCAGUAAUCUUCAUGCCCAAUAAAGAAUAUGUGAAGACUCCA
Oenanthe melanoleuca is the source of this 1654-nucleotide messenger RNA. RefSeq names its product olfactomedin like 1 (gene OLFML1). The coding region runs from base 306 to 1490 and encodes 394 amino acids. NCBI's taxonomy places the organism in Eukaryota, Metazoa, Chordata, Aves, Passeriformes, Muscicapidae. The transcript is spliced from 3 exons. The record is from RefSeq and is a predicted model, not a curated record. Gene Ontology annotation, biological process: signal transduction.